This is a messenger RNA of Chondrus crispus (carragheen), 657 nucleotides long. RefSeq lists its product as hypothetical. The record is from RefSeq and is a predicted model, not a curated record. The coding region runs from base 1 to 657 and encodes 218 amino acids. NCBI's taxonomy places the organism in Eukaryota, Rhodophyta, Florideophyceae, Gigartinales, Gigartinaceae. The transcript has a single exon.
AUGUUUGAGGAUUUGAAUUAUGCUAUCAACAUCGAUAAACUUGGGGCUUUGCAACCCAUUUUAAAUUGUGCCGCAGCAGAUGAACCUGAAGUUCGCGCUGCCGCUGUCUGGGCCCUCGGCUCUGCUCUGCAGGAUUUGAAAGAGGUGAAAGAUGUCUUCAUGCAGCGAGAUGGACAUGAAGUCUUGGCAAAAUGUCUCUUAGACCUCAACGCAAAGGUGAGGGCGAAGGCUGUCAUGGCGUCAUCGGCCUUGUUGAGAAAUUCGUCAAAGGAGAUUCGAGAACGCUUUGCAGAGCUGGGAGGCACUAUCUCUCUCCGGCGUCUUCUCGCAGAUGAUAACAUUUUGGUAAGGAGACGAGCCAGGUUCUUCAUGCAACAUGCGAGGGCAACGGGAAAUGAAGAGUUUGUGCGAGAUCUACUUGACGACCGGAAUGCCAUUGCCGCGUUUUCAGAGUCCAUUGCCGCCCUCGAUGUUGACGAUGUCGCUGAUAUGGAAGCAGGCAUUGGAGCACUGCAAGUACUGGUCGAAAUAGAUAAGCAAGGCCUGCUGAGAGUCGCACCAGAGUUGCCAGGAGUCAUCGAUCAAGUAGUUGCCCGAUGCGGGGAUCCAGACCUCGCUGAAUCCUUGACAAGUCUUGCAGACUCGCUGGGAGGAUGA